Molecule: messenger RNA, 3109 nt
Organism: Mytilus californianus (California mussel)
Lineage: Eukaryota; Metazoa; Mollusca; Bivalvia; Mytilida; Mytilidae
Exons: 6
Coding region: 164-2068 (634 amino acids)
Biological process (GO): signal transduction; positive regulation of canonical NF-kappaB signal transduction; humoral immune response
Molecular function (GO): protein binding
Source: RefSeq, a predicted model, not a curated record
AUACAGAUUCUGCACCAUAAUAAAUAUAAAAAGAACUAGAAAAUUUACAGAAGAAAUGUAUUCUGUGAUUGUCUAGAACCCCAAAACCAUUGCUGGUAUCCGCAAAACUACACCCAAACACUAGGAAACAUGUAAAGUGGGAAACAAUAUAACCGAUACAACAAUGGACAGGAUGGAGGAUCUCAAUGAGAUCCCAUUUUCUGUUGUUGGCCAGACAGCCAUGAAUAGUCUGGCAAAUAAAUUGGAUCCAGAAAUGUCUGUGAUUGGUAACAACUGGAGAGUCCUGGCAGAAAAGUUAGGCUUUUCUACAGAGCAUAUUUUAAACCUUGAUUGCCGACAGAGCCUUCAUGGUCGAAAUACUCUGAAGUUGUUUGAAGAUUACAUAAAACGCAAUGGGAAUUCUGUCGGGGCAGUUAGGACAGCCUUAGUGGACAUGGAGCGGGAAGAUGCUGUAGAGGCUUUAGAGGAACACAUACCUGAUAUCCGUGAAAAAUAUAGAGUUAGCAUAAACGAAAUGCAGCGGCACAGAAUGCCAAGUCAGAACUCUUGCUAUGAACAAAGUACCCGUCAUGAAAGUUUAGGUUACCUACGGCAAGCACGUUACCCCACACCACCACCAGCACACUGUAAUCCACCUAAUUAUGCCCAUUCACGCUAUCAUCUGAACAGUACGUCCCCAUACCAAUCAAUGGUAUAUAAUGACUUGUCAAGAAAUGGGGACACAGCUGCUUCACGGUCAAGCAAUCAGACCAAGGAUUAUAAUGUUACUUCAUCAUCUUAUACAAACAAUUGUAGAAGCCCUACGGACACAUAUCCUACUUUACGCAUUCAGGAAAGUGCAUCAAAAAUCGUUCAUGUAGAUCCUAGUGACACAUAUUCUUCAGCAGACGUUGAAAUGUUGUCUGAUGAUUAUCCACCUGAAGAAGGACAGCCGCUUGCAGCAGGUAUUCAGCGGGAACAUCAUUAUCGUAAUAUCAUUAAGAGACCUUUGAACACUAAUCGCAUGGAGGAUCAAGAGGGGGAAAGUCCCCCGAUACAUCCGAAACGAUUGGACCUGCGAUUAAAUAUAUCAAGAGGGGAAUUCGCCAGUCCCAGUCCAAGUCCAGCUUCAGGCUCAGGAGGAUCUAUCCCACUUGCUCAACUUGACCAUUUUACUAACUCAAACCUAUAUAUGCCAGGCACCGUUUAUAACAAUUUGAUGCAAGAGAAAAAUCAACAAGAAUAUGAUCAGGAAAGACGAGGUCAGAACAAAGAUCCAACCUUUAAAGUCCCACCUCCUGUGAGUGCGAAUCAUAAAUCUCCAUAUCAAAAUGGACAACAUAUACUUGAUUUCCAUCUAAAUAGUUAUCAGGUAAAUGGACAGCAAGUGCCACAGAGAAGGAUGGAACGUGAGGAAUCUCGGACAUUUCCACUACGCAGCCGACAAUUCUCUCACCCUUCCUUGCCCCCAAAGGACAGACCAUCUAUACUGAAAUAUUCAGUGUCUGUUCCUAAUGAUAUGAAACCAGCAGAAUAUAGAAAAGCUUUCAAACAUAUCAGGGUAUUUGUAACAUAUGCUGGCGACAGUAAAAAACACAUACAAAAAGUGUUAAACUUGUGUAGAUGUCUGGAGAAAAAUGGUUUCACUUGCUGUAUGGAUAUGUUUGACAAAAGAAUGCCACAGGAACAGAUGUUAAACAGACAGGAAUGGUGUGCUCAUCGGUUCAAUGAGGCAGAUUUCAUUCUCAUGUGUGUGUCAGAGCAGUACAAAACAGAAAUUGAUAUGUUUGAAUGUGAAAGUCAAAUAGACGAUAAGGAACUACACAUUCAGUAUAUUUAUAGCCUAAUGUUGGCUGAACUUAAGCAGAACGGAAAUAAAAAUUCAAGAGUUAUUCCCCUUUUGUUUGAGGGUUGCACUGAAGUUGACAUUCCACAAUGGCUGCAACACACUUAUGUUUAUACUUGGCCAGGGCAGUACAGGGACUUGUUAUGGUGCCUAACAAAACCGCAUACAAGGAUAAAACUACGAUCACAGCAAAACCAGAGCACACCUACGUCACCUGUUAAUGGACCACACCAUUUAUUGUAGUAUAAAAAAAGCAUCUACGCUAUUUAAUUGGACACAUUUCAGUAUGAUUUUUUUCAUAAUUUUUAAGUGUCUUUUGUACUGUUUUUAUUGUCUCAUAGUGAAGACAGGAUUUAAAUCUGUAGCAGAUGUUAUUUUAAAAAAUGAGCUGUGUCGAAUAGAAAUCGACCUUAUGCAAAUGAAUAUCAAUACAGCUGUUAACCUAUUUCGGGUUGAAAAACCUCAAUGCAAAAUCUAGAACUGCUUGAAAAUUGAGUUGUUAUAAGAACCCUACAAAACAGUCCAACAUUCAUCUCUUAUUUCAUAUUUGAAUAUUCGAAAUCAAGCACAGUCUUACACAUGUACAUGAAUAUGUGCACUCGCAUAAGGUCGAUUUCUAUCAGACGCAGCUCAAAUGUAGGGGAUAGUGCUGGUGUUGGACAAAAAAAAAAACAGGAAGAACCACAAUGUAAAAAACUUGCAUUUUGUGUACACGUCAAUUAUAAAAUAAAGUAUACAUGGAAGAAUAACGCUGCAUGUAACCACAAUUUUUAGCAUUAUAUUAUUUACAUUUAUUGCAAUGUGCAUAUAGUUCAAAUGUCACUGAAUAUGAUUUAUAUUAAAUAUGAUAUUAAGUAUAUAAUAUUGCAAAAUUUGUUUUGAAAUCCAUUCUCCACAUGGAACAAAGUCUCAUUAUAACAUUUGUUUUUCAUGUUUAUAUCAUUAUUACUAUAUUUAAAAAAAAAAGAGUUUCAGAAAAUUUUAUAUUUGAUUCCAAUGGAAGAAAAAAAAACUGGGUGGGGGCUAAAAAUAAGCUUGGUAGCAAAACAUUUGUUGAUAUUUUUCAAUUGGAUUUUCAUAUGAGAUUCUAUAAUUUCAUUAUUUUAAUCAAACUGUUAUGUGCAAUGUAAUUGUAAAUGCUAUUAUGAAUAGAUGAAUUUAUGGAAUAAUUAUACGGCUACCUUAAGCCAUAAAAGGAUUAUUUAUCUUAUUGUGUAUUAAAUACAUAUAAUAUAGAUCAUGAAUUUAUAGCUAUAAGUAAAAUUAUUUCUAGAUUUUCAUCCU